UACUAUAUCGAAAAUGGCUUGAUUGGCGAAGGUGGAUUUGGUGGAGUUUUCAAGGGUUAUGCCAUAAAAGGAACUAAAAAAACACCGGUCGCCCUGAAAUUUGUAGAUUAUAAAACGGUUCGUGAGUAUCGCAAGGAUAAAGACCUCGGUGAUGUACCAAGUGAAGUGUAUUUCCUGAAGAAGAUGAAAGAUCAUUCAAAUGUCAUCAAGUUCUAUCAUUAUCAGUCUUUAUCAUCUGAGGAAUUUGUGAUCAUUUGCGAAAGACCGACUCAUUGCAAAGAUCUCCGAAGCCUCAUGUGGGACGUAGGAGGUUUCUUCACCGAGGAUGAAACUCAACAAUGCAUGAAGAAGUUGGUCAACGUUGUAUUGGCGAUGUCCAAGAAGAACAUCGUUCAUCGUGAUCUGAAAUUGGAGAACAUCCUUUAUGAUUUUGAUACUGGUGAAAUCAAGUUGCUUGAUUUUGGAUUUGCGGGCUAUAAUAAACCUGGCAACCUAGUUGACGCAUUCUGUGGCACUCCAUACAAUAUGCCUCCGGAAUAUAUUCUGCAUGAAUUGUAUGAUCCUUGCAAGGAAGCUGUGCGGUCUAUUGGAGUCAUGAUAUAUGAAAUGUUGCACGGCGAACCACCUUUUACGGAUUACACAACAUUUGCAGAUGUUAUCUCAGGACCGCCAAAACUGGAUGAUUUAUCUGAAGAUUUGCAAGACCUAAUGAGAAAAUUAUUUAGCAUGGACCCAGCGGCCCGACCAAGUAUAAAGAAAGUUGCAAAGCACUCCUGGUUGCGAGUAAAGCGUUCAUUCACUGAACGACUGUCAUCCUUUUUCCGUCGUAUUUUCCACAGACGUCGUGGUUCAUACGACGUCUCUGCCAUUGUGAUGGCAAAACAAACGUCAUUCCAGGCUCUUCACCAAUCACCUGGAAGCAAAUCGCCAACAAUCAGUGGCCAGUUAUCUGUUGGCCAGUCAUCGAACCAAUCCCAGAUAAACAGUCAGGAAUUGUUGGAGACGUCUAUGGAAGAAAAUUACCAGGAAUGGCCGAUCACUGUCGAUGAGCCGGCCAGCCAUUGCGACCAGUAGUUACCAUUCUGAUGACAGGAUAUUCGGCUCCAGGCUUGUGGCUCCGGGUUCGCGAAAACGGAGCUGGAGUGGUUAGUUUUCAUACAAGCCGAUGUGGCCGCUUCGCUUUGGAAAUCGAAAAAUUUAA
Messenger RNA from Dendronephthya gigantea, 1201 nucleotides. Its product is annotated as serine/threonine-protein kinase pim-2-like. The transcript has 6 exons. NCBI's taxonomy places the organism in Eukaryota, Metazoa, Cnidaria, Anthozoa, Malacalcyonacea, Nephtheidae. The record is from RefSeq and is a predicted model, not a curated record. Gene Ontology annotation, cellular component: cytoplasm. Gene Ontology annotation, molecular function: protein serine/threonine kinase activity; ATP binding. Gene Ontology annotation, biological process: protein autophosphorylation. The coding region runs from base 184 to 1074 and encodes 296 amino acids.